Danio aesculapii is the source of this 3786-nucleotide messenger RNA. RefSeq names its product atypical chemokine receptor 3a (gene ackr3a). Lineage: Eukaryota; Metazoa; Chordata; Actinopteri; Cypriniformes; Danionidae. Gene Ontology annotation, biological process: angiogenesis; vasculogenesis; chemotaxis. Gene Ontology annotation, molecular function: chemokine binding; coreceptor activity; G protein-coupled receptor activity. The record is from RefSeq and is a predicted model, not a curated record. Gene Ontology annotation, cellular component: membrane. Bases 23 to 1231 code for a protein of 402 amino acids. The transcript is spliced from 2 exons.
UCAUCUCACCCGCGGACCGCGCAUGAGAACGAAACCCUGGAUUAUCAUUGCGCACUCAACAAGCAUUAAAGGCAAAAUGACAGAGUUACAGUCUUCAUCACCAAAUGAGAAGUUGGGUUUAAGUGCCAGCGAACUGACUGAAUUAUUCGCCAUGUGGGAAGAAUUAAACUUCACGGACUCCAAUAACAGCUCACGGGUUGAAACGCAAAUGUGCCCGGCUUCCUUUAACCGUUCUGCUCUCCUCAAUGCCAUGUGCACCCUCUAUGCCUUCAUUUUCGUCGUUGGCCUGGCUGCCAAUGCUCUAGUAGUGUGGGUCAACAUGCGCUCGCAGCGUCAUUACCACGAGACGCACCUGUAUAUAUUAAACCUAGCGGUGGCUGACCUGUGUGUGGUGGCUACUCUUCCUGUGUGGGUGAGCUCGCUGGCACAGGGAGGACAAUGGGCGUUUGGUCAGGCGGCUUGUAAACUCACACAUCUUCUAUUCAGUGUCAAUCUUUUCGCCAGCAUCUUCUUCCUGACCUGCAUGAGUGUGGACCGGUAUCUCUCUGUGGUUAAGUUUAGGGAGAUUUCUCACAGACGAGGAAGACAAGUUCGGCGUGUAGUGUGUGCGAUAACAUGGCUGCUUGCUUUAUUCGCCUCAGUACCCGACACAUACUUCCUGCAGUCUGUGAAGUCACAACACAGUCACGUGACCUUGUGUUUUCCUGUAUACCCACAGGAAAACCCUUUGCAGUGGAUGGUGGGCAUACAACUGAGUUUUGUAGUUCUUGGUUUUGCCAUACCGUUCCCUAUUAUAGCUGUGUCAUACGCACUGUUGGCAAACACUUUGGCUUCCCCUUCCACUCAUUCACCUUCAAAUGGAGACCAGGAUCGAAGUGUGAGCAGGAAGGUCAUCUUAAUGUACAUAGUAGUUUUCAUAGCUUGCUGGGCACCAUAUCAUGCGGUGCUGUUAGCCGAUGCUCUAGCCAUGUUAGGUGUGCUUCCACUGGGAUGCAGUUCAGAGAACGGCCUGUUUGUGGCACUUCACCUUACUCAAUGCCUGUCGCUGCUGCACUGUUGUGUAAAUCCUGUGGUCUACAGUUUCACCCACCGUCACUAUCGCUAUGAUCUCAUGAAAGCCUUCAUCUUCAAAUACUCCACCCGUACGGGGCUUGCUCGACUCAUUGACGGCUCUCAGGGUAAUGAGACGGAGUAUGCAAUGGUGGAGAACAACCCUCCGAUUGUGACUUAGAACCCUUCAGAUUGUCACUCUCAACCAAAGUUCUGCACUGCUUCAAUACACAAAGUACCCUACACUCUUGGAAAAAAUGGUAGAGUGUCGUACCAAAGAAGGUACAAAUAUUUGUCACUGGGGCAGUACCUUUUUAUGGCACAGAAUUGUACCUUAAGACAAAGAAACAAAUAUCUACCAUUGCAGUUUGUACCUUUACGGACUUGAUUUGUACCAUGGGAAACCAAAAUGUACCUUUGUUUUUUAAAACCUGCAGAUCCAAUAUUGUACCUUUGUCAAAUGUACAAAUCUGAUCUAUGAAGGUGCCAUUACAGUGACAAGACACUUUAUACUGUAACAGUGUCAAAAAUGCGUACCCCUAAUUUAUAUUUAAAAUGCCUUAAAUGUUUAGUUUACAAUACCUGUGGUUUUGUUUUACCAGUUUUAUGGAACCUAAUAAUUAAUGUUUAUGAGUUUCUUUAAACAUAUGCUUUAAAUGAUGAUUCUUGUUUUAAUAUGGAAAUUAUUCAUAAAAUCACUUUUAUUUUCAUAGAUAUUGUAAUAAAGAAAGAGUUGUCCAACACUUAUGUACCUUUUAAAUGAGAACAAUUGUGUACCUUCAUUUCAGUUGUACCAUAAAAGGUACAGAACAGUAUCAUAAGCGGUCUUUUCUGUACCCUAUAAGGUAGACAUUUUUCAAAGGUGCAAAACCGUUCCUCAAGGAGCAAUAUUUGUAUCACUGUGUACCUUUUUUUCUGAGAGUGUAACAUGCUUUCCUGAAAACUGGAUUUGAACAUGUUUUCUGUCAAUAUAAUGAUGCAUGUUUAACUGUGACUCCAAAGACAGAAUUACUCAUUUGAAACAAGCCAAAGACUUUGUUGUUCAAUCAGAACCACUCUGACUUGUUUCCCUGUAAUAUGGAAAACCAAUACUUGUUUGAUAACUUUUUUAUUCACAAAGCAGCAAACACUUAACAGUGAGUGCAAAGAUGUGGAAUAAUUUCAUUUGAAACAAUAAUUAUUUAUACCAUCUUUCCUUUGUGUCAGAUAUCAAUGGGAUUUAGAUAUUGAGAUUUCUGACAUGUUUUUACCGCUGGCUCUGACGCCAGAUCAGUUAGAUUUGAAAAGUGUUUUAUUUUUAAAUCAAAAUAGUGUGUUUCAUCUGAAAUAAGACAAAGAAUGAUGGUGUUUUAUUGUAAAACCACAGACUCAGAUCAACAUGUUUCUGUAAAAAUAGCUUUGUAAGUUGCUUCAUUACUUAUUACUGUAUAAUUUGUAUAAAAAGUGCCAAAGGCUGAUGGGAUUUUAUUAUAAAACCCAAACUAUAAAUAUUCAAACAAAUAAUUGAUUCCAAAUUAACAUGGUUUUGUGCAUAGUGUGUUACAGCAUAAGUCUUUAUUCUUCAGGAGAGGAAAUCUCCUUAAAUUGUUUCCAGUGAUGACUUUGCAGGAAUGUCUGAUGGUUUUCAAUCAUCAUAAUAGGAUUUAUGAUGCAACAGUAUUCAAGUAGGUAUAAGGUCUACAAACUAUGAAGAAACCACACUUCUGUAAGUAUUGUAACAGCAUACAGUAGUAAUGUAGCUCUAGUUCAAUUGCUGCUAACUCGAUUGCUCAAAGCACUUUCUUAAAAGAGGGGCUUUUGUGUGUGGCUGGGGAAUUGGCAUUACAUUUGAAUUUUGAACAGUCAGUUUUCAUAUGUACACUGAAACAGCUCAUUUUUAAUAUUUGAACAAUUAGAAAUGGUUUUUGUCUGUAUUUUAAUGUGCAACUGUAUUUGUACAUGAUUGUAGGAUUUGUUUAUGUGUAUUUUAUGUUUUAUGCAAGUUGUUAUGAUGAUCUUGUAACAAAACUUAGUGUGUACUUGGAAGGGCAUUCACGUUUCUGUGUCUUUUUUAGCUAUUUAAAAGAGAAAGUGUGUUGUAUUUAUCUUUACUUCGAUCAUACUUUUUAAGUUCUGAUGGAACACCGAAUACUUUGUGCUUCAUAAAUCUGCUAAAAAAUAAAUACAUUCAAAGUACCUAUUAAAUUACAUUUGUCUUAGUGCAGUUUAAGUAAUAACUGCACAUCAAAUGUUUGUUUAUUAUCUUUCCCCCCACCCCCCAAACACGAUUGUGCAUAUAUAGCUUCAGUAGUGUUUCUUAUAGAAAAUGCAUAGUUAGGAUUAACUCAUGCAUGAGCUCCUGGCCUUAAUAUGGAUUGAAUCAAGUCAUGCCUUUUCAUGUUUAAUAAAAAUCAGCACUGUAUUACUGGCUCACCAUCUGUUCAACAAUGGUGGCCCCUUUUUAUUUCAACCUCAGGGGCAUCAUAAAGAUUUAAAGGUGAUAGCUACAUGCUUUGAUAGUACCACUACAGUGGUAGAAGUUUUUUGAUUUAAUUGAAAACACUCAAGAUGAUCAUAACUAUGGCAUAUUAUCUUGCAGUCAAGCGGAUUUAACUACAUGCUUUCAAGUGCGUUUAAUGAUCAAUAUAAAAAGGAUGUAAAUGCAUAACUGAAUAUUGAACUUACUGUCUUGAGUGUCUCACAUUGAUCUACACACACGAAGAAGCUUGAAUGUUUUUAGAAAUGAAAACAAUUCUC